AUGCAGCAGAGCUUGCCCAUUGCCGGUCGGUGGCUGGCCCGUGGGCUGGCCGUCACCAUCUUCCUCUAUGGGUUGCUGCUGCUGGUGCUGUGGUCCGACUCACCGCAUGGAGGUCUCUCGGUCUCGAUAUCAACGGCAGCCGCAACAACAAUGAAGGAGCCGCUUCAGUUGAUUCGCAGCGACGUUAUCGCUGGUGAUGGCCCCGACGGCCCGCGCGAGCCAGACAACGACGCCGACUGCGGCAAGAACAUCAAGGCCGGCGCCUCCGGCUACUGCCUGCUCAAGAACGAGGCCACGGGGGAGGAGGUGCAGGCCAUGCGCGUCAACUGCUCCACUAUGAGGGAGGAGGUGCGCUUCAACUGCCGCCAAGCAGCUGACUUCGCCCGUGUUGCGCCUCAGAUCGACCUGUUGAUAUCUGCCAAGCGACAGGAGGAGGAAGGGGAGCAGACUGCAAUGAAGACGCAAGGAGAGGUGCAGCUCGAGCCCAAGAACGGCGUCCUCAUGGUCAUGUACCCGAAGCUACUCCCCAGCGUCUACUCGAACUUGAGGCUGCUCCGCUCGUACAACUGCUCGCUGCCGGUGGAGCUCUGGUAUCUGCAAAUCUUUGGUGGACGAAUAUGGGCCCAUUUCGCUACGUGGUAUUGCGGACACUGA
Messenger RNA from Phytophthora sojae, 654 nucleotides. RefSeq lists its product as hypothetical. The coding region runs from base 1 to 654 and encodes 217 amino acids. Gene Ontology annotation, biological process: mannan biosynthetic process. Gene Ontology annotation, molecular function: alpha-1,2-mannosyltransferase activity. The transcript has 3 exons. Gene Ontology annotation, cellular component: Golgi apparatus. NCBI's taxonomy places the organism in Eukaryota, Oomycota, Peronosporomycetes, Peronosporales, Peronosporaceae. The record is from RefSeq and is a predicted model, not a curated record.